UCUUCUGGUAUGUGUAUGCGCGCAUGUGUGGCGACGCUGAUUCCUCGUAGAUGUACCGCAAACUUGCAGAUCUGUGACAUGACGGAUCGCGUACUGUAAUUUGUGGUGGAGUAUAAAUUUGUAGUCCGCAAUUGUUACCUUGAACUGUUCAUUUACGAGCAGGAAGAGCAACGUGCGCCUGCUGGGAACCGUUUGAAAAGAAAAUUAUAGUAUUUCCUUGAGGUCAAUUUGUCGAAGGGACUUCGGGAAUUUUUCUCAAGAACUUAAAGUCCAUGGAAAUCAUGUUAUGAAAUUUACUUCGGAUCUUCUUAUUUAUUUCUAAAAAAAACCUUUUAUAAGUUUCAAAGGAUUUUUAAUUAUAUUUUCUUGGUAUUUUUUCAACGAAGCCUUAAACGUAAAGAUUAAGGUUAAGAGGAUGAAGUGUAAUUGCAUCAAAUAUUGUAUAUAUAGAUUUCUAGAUGUAUGAAGCAUUUUAAUAUAUAAUAAUAUUAAUAAUAAAUUCUGAAGAGUAACAGAGAAAUAGUUUCGGGAUAAAGGGAUAAAGGUAAAUAAAAGAAAAACCGUGAUUUCAUAUGGCAGCGCUGCAAGAAUUAUAGAAUAUGUUAACUAAAUCCCACGCGCGAGGUUUACGUUUGCAGAUAUAUUUUACGUGUUCGAUCGCGUAAAAAGUUUCUACUGGCUGAAAAUACUCGGACGAUACUGUCAUUUCUUUACAUAAAAAGAUUUUGAAGAAAAUACGAAAAUGAAGAAAGAGAAAUCGGUAAUUAACACACUAAUUGGAUUUCGUUAGCAGUUUAUUUUAUCAGGUAUGUAGCUGGCACAGCCACACUGGUCAAUCGCAGUCAGAAUCGCGUCGUCAUGCAGCCCUGCGGCUCGCUGAUGAUUGCAGUCCAGGGUUGUUAGAGCAUAAAAAGCGCCGCCUUUUGACCGCUGCCUUGUCGCCGUUCGAUGAAUCGUAAUGACCGUCCAACCGGCGUCCUAGCCUAUUUCCUGUACGUAUAAAUCUUCAACUAGUAAGGCCCAAUGGUUUACAGUACAUCUCGACCGACGCGGGAAAGAAGUCCUCCGACUGGGCGCGUUAGUGUUUUGCAACUUGAUACGCGAGCUCUGCCGAUCGUCACAGUGUAGAACAGCGUUGCAAGAAAAUCAAGAAUCGUCGAUGCCACAUGUUCGGUGAAUUUGAAGACACUUGUCGCUAGGCUGCGGAUUUUAUAUGCAUUUACGAUAAAAAUGUGUACCUGAGAAAUACAAAAUCGUGAAGAUAUAAGAAUUCCGUAAUACGGUUAAACUGUUCUCAGUUUAUUCAAAUGAUCAGAAGUGACGGUUUCUUUUUAUCCAAUUUCUAUUUCUCACGAUCAUCCUGGAAAACUUUCAUCUCGCAUAAAGACCCGCAAUCGGCUUAUCACGGUCCUUAGCACAAGGUUCAUUAAUGGAACCGUCGAGUGCAUCCGAACAAAAAGCAACGCUGACACAUGUUCACCGUCAAGCACACCUGUCGUGACUCGGCAAGAAUUCGAGGCCGUUAAUCCGAUCGAACGAAUUUCGACUCCCCUUCGAGGAUCCGCGAUCAGAGGAAGCAUGCUCCUCCCGAUGUGGAUGCACCCGCGCGCGUUCUAUGUGUUCGCGCUCGUGCCGAUCGCGCUUGGGCAUGCCGACGUCGACGGGAAAACGAGAUGGUAUCACAGCUUGAGCGCCGUGAUCAGGGACUGCCCCUAUCAGUCCUGGAGAAACGUCGGCCAGGACGAUUUUUUCGAGAAGUAUCGGAAAUGCGUGCAGGAACGCGCCCUCGUCACUCUGGAUCUGUUGCUUGCCGACGACGUCAUCCCGAUCGUCGACGGACUCGAUUUGGUCCGGUUCCCCGACAUCGGCACGAACUCGACGGAAGAGAAACGUACGGACAGUAACCCUGUGGAUGAUUCAAAGUGGACCGGAAUAAUCGUAAAACGGAUAUUGAGCGUUUUACGUACCCAUGUUUUCAAAGUGGACGUCGACCACCUGUCCGGCUAUGCAGCUACCUUGCCGAAUAAUUCCAAGCCAAACAAUAGCAUAUUCGAAGGCCGCAGGCGGCGUAACAGACGCAGGCACAACCACAUGGUGCCAUUACUGAUGAUGGGUUUCGUGCUGAUGGGUUCUAUCCUCAUCCCGAUGGGAUUCCAGUUCUUGGCGGUGCUCGGUGGCAAAGCGUUGCUAUUGGCCAAGAUGGCACUGAUACUUUCCAGUAUACAGGGUUUGAAAAAAAUUGCGACGAACGGCGUCAAUUACGGGUUGUACCAUACACCGGUGGAUCAUGGCUGGCACGACAGAAGUCACUUAGAGCCGAACUCGAACGUGGAUCACUUACCGUUCCCGUUACAAUAUCGUCCUUAAUGUUUCUGGUCACUGAACUGUAACUUUUCAAAUCGAGAAUCGUUUGCUGAACGGUUGCGGGACAGUUUCUCUGCAUAGAUUUUCCAUUUAUUUAUUUAUUAUUUGUUUUCUUGAAAUUCUUCUGUUUCGAUGUAGAACUCUUGUCGAGUUUAGAAAUUCAGGCUAGAGAAUUCAGAACUGGAUAUUGCAAUUUAUAUGUCGAAAUGGCAGUCAUUUGAUUAAUUAAUUAUUGCGAGCUAUUCGUCCGGCGAACAUUAAUAUAAUAUACAACUAAAAUUUGGUAGAAUGUUGAAAACAAAUACCGUGGCAUAUCGUAAACUGUAAGAGCGGAGUUUGUUUAAAUUUCUGACGAUUCAUUUAAUUCUCAUUUUUAUAAAACAAUCUCAAAAAGACUGCAGUCACUCUCCCAUUUUCUUUUUUGUAUUUGCUGGGGGUUUCAGUUUAACGAUAAACAUGUUAGAUUGUCCUCUUAACUGUCCAUGUUAUUUCCAAAGUAUGUCAAAGUGUGUAAACGAGAUUCUACCUUUUUAUACAAACGGCGAAUCCUGCGAUCGCUGAAAAGAAAAAGGAGAAAGGACGCGAAAAAGCCCUCCGUGGAGCAUUAAACAAUAUGGUUACACUU
Messenger RNA from Megalopta genalis, 2989 nucleotides. It is a transcript of the gene Osi23, whose product is annotated as DUF1676 domain-containing protein Osi23. Gene Ontology annotation, cellular component: membrane. The record is from RefSeq and is a predicted model, not a curated record. Lineage: Eukaryota; Metazoa; Arthropoda; Insecta; Hymenoptera; Halictidae.